AUGUCUAGGGUUACUUAUAAUAUUUAUGUCAAUGAUUCCUCCACACCCCAGCCGCUAGCACCAGUUGACCUUCAAGUACUGCCUACAGCCCCAGCUCAAAACGCGGACCACAAACAGCGACCUAACGACUUGAAUAUCCCGCUCCCAAAUCCCCUCUACCUCGUCUCUCGGCCAUGGAUUCCCCAUAGCAACACCGCCGAAUCGAAAGCGGCAGCGCGCCGAAGAAUUGCGAGCCAACACCGCCGAUCCCCAGCCAAGAAGAUGAAGACGAACUCGACGCUCGGGCAUCUUGGAAAUAUUCUCCCCACUUCUGGGAACAGACUAUCCAAGAGCUUGCUGACCCAUUGGCAGUGGAGGAUCACAACCGCCAGGCCAGUCAUCAGCGCCCUCCUCCUCCUCCACCGUCAACCUGCCGCUAUGACCGCGACCCAAUCUUCACGAAGCCCGAGGACCAAGUCCACAGAUCCAACCUCUAUCCUUCCCACCUCGGCAACGACCAAGACCAAGAAAUCGACGCCCUACAACCAUGACUUCGAUUUGCAUCUGGCCGACCACCGUGACCAUCCCAUCUACUCCUCACAAGAGCCAGAUUUGGAGGGGGUUAUGAACGCCUUGUUCCAGAGGGCUACGACGUCAAGAACGAGCUGGAGGACUGGACGGAGCAGAUAG
Messenger RNA from Metarhizium acridum CQMa 102, 669 nucleotides. The record is from RefSeq and is a predicted model, not a curated record. NCBI's taxonomy places the organism in Eukaryota, Fungi, Ascomycota, Sordariomycetes, Hypocreales, Clavicipitaceae.